AAAGUUUCUGAUUCUUGCAAGCAUCAAAUCUAAUGGCUUGCUUAACCUUAAAAGCUACCUCCUAUUUCACCUGUUCAACUGAGACUUCUCUCCCUUCUCUACCCUUCAAACCCCUCAAGCUACCUCUCUUUUGGCCAUGGCAAAAGAUCAAGGUGGGCCCUCUCAGUGUGUCUCCAAUGGGGUUUGGAACUUGGGCUUGGGGCAACCAGCUUCUCUGGGGUUACCAGGAGUCAAUGGACAGUGAGCUUCAACAGGUCUUCAAUAUUGCAGUGGACAAUGGCAUCAACCUUUUCGACACAGCAGAUUCUUAUGGAACCGGAAGGUUGAAUGGAAAGAGUGAAAAGCUACUCGGAAAGUUCAUCAAAGAUUUUCAAGGGCAAAGGCGGAAGGACAUUGUCAUUGCUACAAAGUUUGCAGCAUACCCUUGGCGACUAACACCAGGCCAAUUUGUGAAUGCUUGCAAUGCGUCGCUAGAUAGAAUGCAGAUUGAUCAAAUAGGAAUAGGACAGUUACAUUGGUCCACUGCUAACUAUGCUCCUUUGCAAGAACGAGCUCUUUGGGAUGGUUUAGUGGCAAUGUAUGACAAGGGUUUAGUUCAAGCAGUUGGGGUCAGCAACUAUGGACCAAAGCAGCUACUAAAGAUUUAUGAUUACCUCAAUGCUAGAGGAGUCCCCUUAUGCUCAGCUCAGGUGCAAUUUUCUUUGUUAAGCGUUGGUGAUGAUCAGUUGGAGAUCAAGAAUAUAUGUGAUUCACUGGGUAUCCGCUUGAUUGCUUAUAGUCCUUUAGGACUUGGAAUGCUUACUGGGAAAUAUACACCCUCAAAUCUUCCAAACGGCCCUCGGGGGAUCCUGUUCAAGCAAAUCCUACCAGGACUGGAGCCUUUGCUAAGAUCACUUAAAGAUAUUGCACAGAAAAGGAAUAAAACUAUACCACAAGUUGCGAUAAAUUGGUGCAUUUCAAAGGGAACCAUACCCAUACCAGGAGUCAAGACUGUGAAACAAGUAGAAGAAAACUUGGGUGCACUAGGUUGGCGCCUUAGCUCACAGGAGCUUCUUCAAUUGGAGAAUGCAGCACGUGAAUCACCCCGAAAGAUGAUCCAAAACGUUUUCCAAACAAAGUGAAAUACAGUGUACUGAUAACAGUGUAGUGCAAUUUCCAAAUGGGGCACUGAUUCACUGAAUUCUUGUCAAUUAAUUUUGCACACAAGCAACAUUUGUUGGCAAAAAACAAGAUUAAUGUGCUUAAGAAGAAUAGAAGAUGCUUGUAUACAUGAGUAGUUUAAGCAUUUCAAAUGUUUUGGAGAUCUCAAUAGAAACACCCAACAGUCCAACACCACCAGUUUCGCUCUGAUAAAAACAUUUGGGUUUAUUUUCUCUCGUCACCACUGGACCAGGAUCCGGCCAAAGAAGCCGAAGCUGGCGUGGUCAGAGUCUCAAUUAGCUG
Molecule: messenger RNA, 1443 nt
Organism: Argentina anserina (silverweed cinquefoil)
Lineage: Eukaryota; Viridiplantae; Streptophyta; Magnoliopsida; Rosales; Rosaceae
Product: pyridoxal reductase, chloroplastic
Exons: 7
Coding region: 33-1121 (362 amino acids)
Cellular component (GO): cytoplasm
Source: RefSeq, a predicted model, not a curated record